CAGUGUACCGCUGGAGGAGUACUACAUGCUAAUGAGUCCGCUACUGCUUUCUGGUCAACAGGAAGAGCGUCCGUCAGUCCGCCUCGGAGAAGGCUCAGCGCAACACGCACUGACUCCCAUGUAAUUCCAUAUUAUUUGUUUUUUCUCUUUUUGUCGGGGGUUGAACUCCUGAGGAUCGAAUGAAGAAACAAGUUUUACACAUUUUUACGUUUAGAGGAAUUAUCAGUAAAGGUAAAAAAGGUAAAAAGAGAAAAUGGCUAACUUCAUAUUACGAAAGGCCGAACCCAACGACGUGUCCGAUAUAUUGCGAAUGAUCAAGGAACUUGCUAAAUAUGAAGAAAUGGAAGAACAGGUCAUCCUAACCGAGAAAGAACUGCUCGAAGACGGAUUUGGCGAUCACCCUUUCUACCACUGUUUUGUUGGCGAAGUCCCGAAAGAAAAGCAAAGCUCAGAAGGCUUCACUGUGGUGUCCUUUGCCAUGUAUUACUUCACGUAUGACCCUUGGAUUGGAAAGCUUCUCUAUUUAGAGGACUUCUAUGUCAUGGAGGAGUUUCGAGGUUUUGGCAUGGGCUCCCACAUCCUGAGACUCCUGAGCGAGACUGCGGUGAAGACCCGCUGCAGCAGCAUGCAUUUCAUUGUGGCCGAGAACAACACUCCGUCCAUCGAGUUCUACAAGCGGCGUGGAGCCUCCGACCUGUCGAGCGAGGAGGGGUGGCGCCUGUUCGCCAUCGACAAGGAAGACCUGAAGAAGAUGACCACCCCAAAAUAAGAGCUGAUUCAACAUGAUUGAUUAGUAAUCUAGUGGAUGCCUGCAGUGAUUUGCUAGGCUUACAAUAACUGCAUUAGUCAAAAUGUUGUUUUUUCUUCUUUUAUGUGUAACCAUUAAAAAUGGGGUAUUUGUGGAACAUAAUCUAAGAAGGGAAAUUAUCAAUGAUAGAAAGGGAGUAUGAAAUGCUUCAAUAUAGCUAAUAUAAAUGUAAUAUUCAAUAGUUAUUAUGACACUUAAUCAAUGUGUUUUAUUAUACUUUGACACUUUUAAACCCUUAUGUUGUGUUUAGACCAUAAACUAGUAUGCUGAAGUAUUCAACAUGUCAAUCAUUAAUAAAUCAUAAAAAUGACAAGCUGAAUGGAAUAUAUAAUAUAACUAACCCUUUGGGUGAUAUGCCCGAUUAAAAACGAACACAUUAACUUUGAUCUUUGUUGCUUGGACGCAUGUCUUAUGCACACUGAUCAGAUUGAUCUGUCGUUUGUUUUAUCUUUCAACGUAUUCAGUUGUGUCUGCUUGUUAAAUGUAUGUAUUUGCAGUUUUUUUUAACGUAAUGGAAUAUUUGAUUUUUUGCAAAAGGUAAAUAUUGAUUUUUAAGGCUUCAUUAAAGAGAUGUACACACA
Molecule: messenger RNA, 1389 nt
Organism: Gadus macrocephalus (Pacific cod)
Lineage: Eukaryota; Metazoa; Chordata; Actinopteri; Gadiformes; Gadidae
Product: diamine acetyltransferase 1-like
Exons: 6
Coding region: 254-769 (171 amino acids)
Molecular function (GO): N-acetyltransferase activity
Source: RefSeq, a predicted model, not a curated record